CCCAGCUCUUCCUCUUCGAGGAAGUCGGAUGUUGUCCUGUGUGCUGUGCCUUGCACUCCGUGGUGGGGAGACAGUGGGUCAGCUCAGCAGCUGCAACAUGCCCGGAGUUUAUUUCCUGCUGUCUACUCCUCCUGGGUGAGAUUCCUUCUUUUUGUUCUAGAACUUUCAGGUGUGCUGUUAAGUUGCUAGUGUGAUAGAUCCAUAUCUAUUGCCCCGCACAAAGCUCAAGUUCAAGUGGAUCAAAUGCCUCAAUAUAAAUCCAGUUACACUGAACCUAAUAGAAGAUAAAGUAGGAAGUAGCCUUGAACACAAUGGCACAGGAGACAACUUCCUGAAUAGAACACCAGUAGCACAGACACUGAGAUCAACAAUUAAUAACUGGGACCUCAUGAAACUGAACUGAUUCUGUAAGGCAAAGGAUACUUCAAUAAGACAAAAUGGCAGCCUACAGAAUAGGAAAAGAUCUUCACCAACCCCACAUCUGACAGAGGGCUGAUUUCCAAAAUAUAUAAAGAACUCAAGAAACUAGACAUCAAAAUACCAAAUAAUCCAAUUAAAAAACUGGGUACUGAUCUAAACAGAAGGAUCUCAAAUGGCCAAGAUACACUUAAAGAACUGUUCAGCAUCCUUAGCCAUCAGGGAAAUACAAAUCAAAACGACUCUGAGAUACCAUCUUACACUUUUCAGAUGGCUAAGAAUAAAACCAAUAAUGAAAACUUAUGUUGGAGAGGAUGUGGAGUAAGUGGAACACUCCUCCACUGCUAAUGGGAGUGCAAAGUUACAGCCACUUUGGAAAUCAAUAAGUUGGUUUCUCAGAAAAUUGGGAAUCAAUCUACCUCAAGACCCAGCUAUACCAAUCUUGGGCAUAUACCCAAAGGAUGUUCAAUUAUACCACAAGGACACUUGUUCAGCUAUGUUCAUAGCAGCAUUAUUUGUAAUAUCCAGAACCUGGAAACAACCUAGAUGCCCCUCAACUGAAGAAUGGAUAAAGAAAAUGUGGUACAUUUAUACAAUGGAGUAUUACUCAGCUGUAAAAAACAAUGAUAUCAUGAAAUUUGAAGGCAAAUGGAUGGAACUAGGAAAAAAAUCAUCCUGAAUGAGGUAACCCAGACCCAAAAAGACAAACAUGAAUGCAGUGGCCUAUGAAGAUGUGCAUGUUGACUUCACUCAGGAAGAGUGGGCUUUGCUGGAUCCUUCCCAGAAGAGUCUCUACAGAGAUGUGAUGCGGGAUACCUACAGGAACCUUACUGCUAUAGGCUACACAUGGGAAGAUCAUAAUAUUGAAGACCAUUGUCAAAGUUCUAGAAGACAUGAAAGGCAUGAAAGAAGUCAUACUGGAGAGGACCCUUCUGAAUAUACUCAAAAUGUUAAAGCCUAUGCAUAUCAUAAUUAUCUUCAAAGGCAUGAAAAAAUCUAUACUGGAGAGAAACCCUAUGAAUGUAAUCAAUGUGGUAAAGCCUAUGCAUGUAACAGUAGUCUUCUAAGGCAUAAAAGAGCACAUACUGGAGAGAAACCCUAUGAAUGUAAUCAGUGUGGUAAAGCUUUUGCACGUGACAGUAGUCUCCAAACACAUAAAAGAACACAUACUGGAGAGAAACCCUAUGAAUGUAAUCAAUGUGGUAAAGCCUUUGCACAACACAGUCAUCUUCUAAUGCAUAGAAGAAUACAUACUGGAGAGAAACCCUAUGAAUGUAAUCAGUGUGGUAAAGCCUUUGUAUGUCACAGUUCUCUCCAAAUACAUAAGAGAACACAUACAGGAGAGAAACCCUAUGAAUGUAAUCAAUGUGGUAAAGCUUUUGCAUAUCACAAUUAUCUCCAAACACAUAAAAGAAUACAUACUGGAGAGAAACCCUAUAAAUGUAAUCAAUGUGGUAAAGCCUUUGCACGUGACAGUAGUCUCCAAACACAUAAAAGAACACAUACUGGAGAGAAACCCUAUGAAUGUAAUCAGUGUGGUAAAGCCUUUGCACAACAUAGUCAUCUUCUAAUGCAUAGAAGAGUACAUUCUGGAGAGAAACCCUAUGAAUGUAAUCAAUGUGGUAAAGCUUUUUUAUGUCACAGUCAUCUCCAAAUACAUAAAAGAACACAUACAGGAGAGAAACCCUAUGAAUGUAAUCAGUGUGGUAAAGCCUUUGCAUGUCACAGUUAUCUCCAAACACAUAAAAGAAUACAUACUGGAGAGAAACCCUAUGAAUGUAAUCAUUGUGGUAAAGCCUUUACAUGUCAUAGUCAUCUUGUAAUGCAUAGAAGAACGCAUACUGGAGAGAAACCCUAUAAAUGUAAUCAAUGUGGAAAAGCUUUUUCACAACAGAGUAAUCUCCAAAUUCAUAAAAGAAUCCAUACUUCAGAGAAAUACUAUGAAUGCAAUCAGUGUGCUAAAAGCUUUACAAUUCACUCUAACCUCCAAAUACAUAAAAGAACACAUACUGGAGAGAAACUCUCUGAAUGUAAUCAAUGUGGGAAAGCCUUUGCAUUUAACAGUAGACUCCAAAUACAUAAAAGAACACAUACUGGAGGGAAAUCCUAUGAAAGUAAUCAAUGUGGUAAAGCCUUUGUAUGUCACUGUAGUCUUCAAAAUCAUGAGAAAACAUCAUACUGCAGAGAAACCCUAUAAAUGUAGUCAGUGUGGUAAGGUUUUGCACUUCAUGGUAGUCUUUAUAAAAGAGUA
Peromyscus eremicus (cactus mouse) is the source of this 2668-nucleotide messenger RNA. RefSeq names its product zinc finger protein 431-like. Gene Ontology annotation, biological process: negative regulation of transcription by RNA polymerase II. Gene Ontology annotation, molecular function: DNA-binding transcription repressor activity, RNA polymerase II-specific. Bases 1127 to 2614 code for a protein of 495 amino acids. The transcript has 5 exons. The record is from RefSeq and is a predicted model, not a curated record. NCBI's taxonomy places the organism in Eukaryota, Metazoa, Chordata, Mammalia, Rodentia, Cricetidae.